AGCAGGGUCUUGGGGCGGCAGGAAGGAGCCCGAGGCACCACUAUUUAAGCCACUUUUCUCCAGGGCCAUGGACAGAGCAGGGGACCCAGCAUGGAACCGGGCCUGGCCUUCCUGCUUCCCCUCUUCAUGGGGCUCCUCCAGCCAGGCCGCGGUGACAGCGUCCUCUCCGUGCGCAACGCCUCACUGUCGUCUGCGGGGACCCGUGUGUGUGUGGGCUCCUGCGGGAACCUCACCUACCAGCACACCGUGCGACUCCUGGUGUUUGCCUUCCCGAACCAGCUGACUGUCUCCCCAGUGGACCUGGUGGCCGGGCGGGACCAAGAGUUGGCCUGCACAGCCCACAACAUCACGCCUGCCAGCCCUGAUGUCCUCUCCUUGUCCCUGCUCCUGGGGGACCAGGAACUGGAGGGGGUGCAGGAGCUGGGCCUGGAGGACGAGGAGCCCCAGGAGGGCGAGGACCCGUUGUUCCAAGUGACAAAGCGCUGGCUGCUUCCCCCCCUGGGAACACCUCCACUCACCCUCCACUGCCAGGCGACCAUGAGGCUGCCAGGCUUGGAGCUGAGCCACCGAAAGCCCAUUCCAGUCCUGCACAGCCUGACCUCCCAGGAGACCCGGGUCACAACCUCCCUAGAGGCCAUCCUGGAGCAGAACUCCACCCCCAGCCCCAGGGGUCCUGGGAACAGCCCCACGCCUGGGAACAGCUCCACCAGGCCCUGCCACCCUGAGAUCCACCAGUCGCCAACACCAGGGGGUCUGGAGCUGCUGUGUGAAGCAGCCUGUGGCCCUGGCACAGCUGUGCAUUGGACCCGGGCACCCGGCGAUCUGGCAGCUUACAAGAGGAGGGAGGACGGGGCCCAGGCUUGGCUGAGCGUGCUGUGGGCUGGAUGCAACCCCGAGGGCUGGUUCCAGUGUCGCCUGGACCCAGGGGGCCACACAGCCAGUCUGUACCUACUCCCAGAGAUCUGCUCCCCACCAAUGUCCGAAGCCCUGUGGAUGGGCAGCCUGGUGCUGGGGCUGCUCCUACUGACGGUCCUCACCUACCGCCUGUGGAAAUGCUGCCAGCCCGCCAGGGGACCGCAAGGCCCACCAGCACCUCUGAAGUGGCCUACCUUUCCUUCAACCCCGUUGUGACCAGAGGACGAUUGCAGGGUUCUGGGCAGCAUGAGGGCUGAUGGGGCGUCCUUUACUCUGAGAGCCAGAACAGCUAGGCCGGGUUUCCCCUGGUGGGACCCCUGGGGACCUGCCCCUCCCUCCAACUGGAGAAUAAAGAGCCUGUUGUCUGACCUCAGUGGCUUCUGUUGUGGUAGGAGGACCCUGGACUUCUCUGCCCCGGGCAACUCCCCCAAGAAACAGGAUAGACAGACACCCCAGCCCCACUAGCCUGGGGCAGGAGGAGUGUGCACUUUGCCUGGGGAGGGAGAAUACAAAUACUGUGCCUUUCCCUGGAUACAGGGAACCCGGAACUCUAGAAUAACUAGGAGUCAUCAAAAGAAAUGGAGAAUGUAUGGGGGCGGGGGGCAGUGUGGAAAAAGACACAGAAGAGAUGGCUUAUUAAGGGAGCUACGGAGGAGACAGCCGAGAGAGAGGCUAGAUAGAACUAAGAUCAGCAGGUGCCGGGGACGAGCCUGUGGGCCCUGGGGAACGAUGGGGGUGUUGAGAGCCCUAGAGGGUACAGUGUGAGGAAGGUCACGGCCUGGGAUGGGGAACUGGGGGCUGUGGGUGGUCUACUCACUCCCCAAACACGCAAGGGGUCUAGGGGCCGUGGAAGCCCCGAGCAGACCGCAGCCUGGGGGUGGCUGGGGCCGGGUCCCCACGCGGUGAACUAUAAACUCAGACCAAGACUGGGUUGGGCUGAAGUCCAGGCUGAGCGCAAAAGUCAGAGAAAUGAGACAGGGCGGCGCUCAAUCCUUGAAUCCGGGUGGGUCCAUCCCCUCUCAAGCACGGCCAGGGGCUCCCGCAACCGAGGAGACUGGUUGCUAGGGAACCAUGCAAGGAAGGACGCGCCCACUACCCAGUUGGCAAGCAGUCCGGCUUCAGGUCAGAAACCAGGCCCUUCCUUGGGAGCCGUUUUUCAGUCUGGCAAAGCUCGGGGCCUAAGCCAGGAAAGGCAACCAGUACGCGUAAAGAGGGAACUGGAGGGGGAAUGCCAACUAGAACCUAACGGAAAGGGCGGCCUGCAUUACUGAUUUCCCAGUCGCCCAGAGGUACCCGGCGUCCUCUGCCCUUAACCA
Messenger RNA from Myotis brandtii (Brandt's bat), 2231 nucleotides. It is a transcript of the gene MADCAM1, whose product is annotated as mucosal vascular addressin cell adhesion molecule 1. Lineage: Eukaryota; Metazoa; Chordata; Mammalia; Chiroptera; Vespertilionidae. Bases 91 to 1131 code for a protein of 346 amino acids. The transcript is spliced from 5 exons. Gene Ontology annotation, biological process: positive regulation of lymphocyte migration; integrin-mediated signaling pathway; heterotypic cell-cell adhesion. The record is from RefSeq and is a predicted model, not a curated record. Gene Ontology annotation, molecular function: integrin binding involved in cell-matrix adhesion. Gene Ontology annotation, cellular component: membrane.